AUGGCCCUCGAAGCUGCCCUCAAGUCGGACGCGCUCACCACUUUCGCCGCCUCCCUCACCCACGUGCUCGGUGGACGGCCCACCACGAACGUCGUGCUCGCUGUGGACGCGUCGCAGCUCGCGAUCUUCGAGUUACUGGCGAUUGGCUCGGGCGGCUCCAACUUUUACGAGCGCUGUGGCGUUUCGCGUCUCUUGAGCGUGCAGCUCCAAAGCAGCGACGGGACAACCGCCUCCCAGACGCUCCAGCAGCAACUGGACAUUGACAAUGAACAACACAAGACGCCGGACGAGGGGGCGACGCUCGUGGUGGUGGCUCCUCCGCUCCCGACGGUCGCUAAGCGGCUCGCGGAUGCGCUCCGCCCGCUACAAAAUACACAGAAGCGACGGUGCGCCGUCUUGUGGCUCCCUGCUGCAACGUCGGACGUGACGCUGGAAAUGGAGCGACAGGGAGCCGCGGAGUUGAUCGACCAAGGGGAUCUACCGCUCGGACUGAUUCCAGUGGAUCGGGGCGUCGCGGCUCUGUGUCACGACAGUAUCUUUGGCGAACUUUAUGUAAAAGGGGACAGUCGGUCUUUGACGCACGUCGUUCGGAGUCUUUUGGCGGUGGAGAGACACACGGGACGUCGGCUUUUGGAUGUGACGCGUCACGGGUUCUUUGCUCAACGGGUUAAGACCAUGUUGGAACUGGUCCAUCGACAAGAAGAGAGACUGAAAAAAACGAGUCGAGGGGUGGAAGCUCCAAUUAAAGAAGUCGGUGUGGUGGGUGAUCUGUUGGUGGAUAAAUUGGUGGUUAUUGACCGCAUGGAGGACCCGUUGUCGAUGCUGCUGACGCCCAUGACGUAUGAAGGAUUGCUGGAUGCACUGGUGGGGGUGAAUCACGGUGUUGUCACGUACGAGAAGGCGAAGGACGAGGAGACCGAGACGGUGAACGAGGUCGAAGACGGAGGACGGUCCAGCAGCGUCGGGACAAACGAAUCGAAUCGAGCGACUUCGACACAGAAAGUGGUGCUGAACCACUUGGAUGCGCUCUUUGACGAGAUCCGCGAUGUGAACUUUAACUUGGUGCCCGACCAGUUGGUUAACGUUGCAAAGGAGCUAGCAACGGAAGUGCGUGGCAACAAGCCGAGCUCUACUACUGACGUGCGGAAAGACAAUCAAGCUGAGUUCCAAAAAGUGAAGGACCUGUUGGCAAAAGCACCUCACUUGAUUAAGAAGAAACGCUCAUUGUCUCACCACCUGCAGUUUGUACAGCGCAUUCGAGAUCUGAGUACGCAGCUGGCACUGCGUGGUUGUGUCGAGACUGAGAUGGCUAUCAUGAGUGCCGGCCCCAGUGCGUCUUCUGCUACUGCCAAAGAAAUUGAUGCCUUUUUAGAGGAAGCAAUUUUGCGUGAACCGCCUUUGAACCUAUACGAUGUAGUCAAGUUACUCUGCUUGUGCUCUCUUGUUCGGGGGGGGCUCAAGCCGAGUACGUUGAGCUGGUACCGUCAGCAGCUCUGCCAUACGUAUGGACACCAAAUCCUGCCACUGCUCGUGCAGCUGGAGAAAAUGGAUUUGCUGUCUAUCGAGAAUCGCUUUGAUUUCCCGAAAAAGCGGAAACAGCUUUUACUCAUGCGUGGUGUACUGGAUGACGAGGAAACGAGAUCUCCCAAAGAUAUCAAUUUCAUGUUUCCUUAUACGGGCUACGCGCCAAUGAGUAUUCGUUUGUUGCAAGAAUCGCUGGGCAUGAAGUACAAGACUUCAGCCAAAGAUCCAGCGUCUUCACGCAUAAGUUUGGGCAGAGAAUACGAAAGUUUCUCCAGCAGCAUGUCUAGACUAUCCGGAAUGGCUUCGAAUGUCGAUAAAAGCAGCAAGGGCGGAAAACGCAUGAAUGUGCUGGUAUACUACGUGGGCGGUAUCACAGUCGCAGAGCUCACAGCUUUUCGCUUCCUGAAUCAAAAGCAAAGUGAGUUUUACUUCUUCAUUGCUGCGACCAGUAUCUGCAACGGUAGUCGUCUUCUGCGUGCUAUCUAUUGA
Peronospora matthiolae is the source of this 2013-nucleotide messenger RNA. The record is from the annotation of a GenBank genome assembly. Lineage: Eukaryota; Oomycota; Peronosporomycetes; Peronosporales; Peronosporaceae.